AUAUCGUAGGCACGUGCUUUCACUUUCUUUCUUAAUUCAUAAUCCAAAAGUAUAUCCAAAAUCUAUAUAAACCACUGUCAAACUUUCACAAAAUUCUAAACAAACAACUUGUUAUCACAACACACUUCAAAAUCUAAGAAAAUCAGUAGCUUGUUAUAGACUGACACGUGUCUAAAAUGAAUAACGACUCGAGUUUGUACUCGUCAGAUCUCAACCCAUUAAGUGCAACAAUAGCUUCCGAUGAGGAAGGAAUACUAUUACUAGCUUCAAGCCAACCCAAGAAACGUGCAGGGAGGAAGAAGUUCAAGGAAACUCGCCACCCAGUUUAUAGGGGAGUGAGGAGGAGGAAUAAUAACAAGUGGGUUUGCGAGCUACGUGAGCCUAGUCAACAGAAAAGAAUAUGGCUAGGGACUUACUCUACUCCUGAAAUGGCGGCUCGAGCUCAUGAUGUUGCUGCAUUAGCUCUUAGAGGUAAUCUAGCCACUCUGAACUUUGCUGACUCUCGUUGGCGAUUGCCAGUGCCCGCAUCAAAGGACCCCAAGGACAUACGACAGGCGGCAGUUAUAGCCGCACAAACUUUUACUCAAGAUACUGAAUUAGUUGGAAUCGACGGUAUGAAUGAGGAAAUUAACUCCAGUACUAUUGAUGAAAUAAAGUAUCAAGAGAUUGAUAUAACGAGGGCUAAUAAUGGGAGUAGUAGGGAUUUUGGCGCAAAGGAAUUGUGUAUAGAUAUGGAGAACAAUUUAUGUUGUAAUUGGGGAGAAGAUAACGACAUGUUGGAGAUGGAAGGAUGGCAAGAAAAGAUGGCGGAGGGGCUUUUGUUUUCACCAACUCCGCGUUUAGGUAGUUGUUUCAGUUGGGAUGAUGUAGAAAGUGAAGUUGAGGUGUCUUUGUGGAGUUAUAGUAUUUGAUACUAACUAGCCAGUUAGUUACAUGCUACGAGUAGCAUUUUACAAAAAGGAAAAACAAAAAAAAAGAGGAAUAGUCAACUAGGAUGAUGUUGUUAGUUACAAUUGUACAUUGCAAAUAUAUAUCUUCAUGUUACUAUUUCCAUAUAGUCGAGAACCAAAAUUUGCAAUACCAGUCAAUAAGGACAUACGACAAUAACACACCCACUAUAAUCCCACAAGUGGGGUGUGGAGAGGUAGGAUGUACGCAAACCUUAUCUUUACCUUUGUGGGGACCAGUCAACAAAGACAUGCCUCUUCGAAUUCCUUUUGUUCUUUUCGACACAUUGAAUUCAUUUGUGUUGUAGUACAUGCAUCCAGCAUAAGCAUCCAUCUCUUUGUACAGCCUACACAUAAUCUAAUGCAUGUAUUAGAUUUUUCAAA
Messenger RNA from Solanum stenotomum, 1331 nucleotides. RefSeq names its product dehydration-responsive element-binding protein 1E-like. Gene Ontology annotation, biological process: regulation of DNA-templated transcription. Lineage: Eukaryota; Viridiplantae; Streptophyta; Magnoliopsida; Solanales; Solanaceae. The transcript has a single exon. The record is from RefSeq and is a predicted model, not a curated record. Bases 177 to 911 code for a protein of 244 amino acids. Gene Ontology annotation, molecular function: DNA-binding transcription factor activity; DNA binding.